Urocitellus parryii (Arctic ground squirrel) is the source of this 1446-nucleotide messenger RNA. Lineage: Eukaryota; Metazoa; Chordata; Mammalia; Rodentia; Sciuridae. The record is from RefSeq and is a predicted model, not a curated record.
UGAAAUCCAGCCAGAGCCUGGGGUUCCUGGCAGACAGAAAGGAGAGGGUGAAGCAGACUCCAGUGGGGAGAGAGAGAAGCUGCUGGUUGGACCACAAUGAAAAUCCUCCUCCUGCUGCUGCUCGUGCUUCUCGACCUGGGACAGGCCCAAGGAGCCCUUCACAGGGUGGCCCUCAAGAGGCACCAGUCCCUCCGGAAGAAGCUGCGGGCCCGGGGCCAGCUCUCUGAGUUCUGGAAAUCCCAGAACUUGGACAUGAUCCAGUUCACCGAGUCCUGCACCAAGGACCAGGGCACCAACGAGCCCCUCAUCAACUACUUGGAUGUAGAAUACUUUGGCACUAUCUCCAUUGGCUCCCCACCACAGAACUUCACUGUUAUCUUUGACACUGGCUCCUCCAAUCUCUGGGUCCCCUCUGUGUACUGCACCAGCCCAGCCUGCAAGUCACACCCCGUGUUCCACCCUUCCCAGUCCAACACAUACAGUGAGCUGGGCACUUCUUUCUCCAUUCAGUAUGGGACCGGGAGCUUGUCUGGGAUCAUCGGAGCCGACCAAGUCACUGUAGGAGGACUGACUGUGAUUGGCCAGCAGUUUGGAGAAAGUGUCAAAGAGCCCGGCCAGACCUUUGUGAAUGCAGAGUUUGAUGGAAUCCUGGGUUUGGGAUACCCUUCCUUGGCUGCUGGAGGUGUGACUCCAGUAUUUGACAACAUGAUGGCCCAGAACCUAGUGGAUCUGCCCAUAUUUUCUGUCUACAUGAGCAGUGACCCACAAGGUGGCUCAAGUAGUGAGCUGACGUUCGGAGGCUAUGACAGCUCUCAUUUCUCCGGGAGCUUGAAUUGGGUCCCGGUCACCAAGCAAGCCUACUGGCAGAUUGCGCUGGAUAAAAUCCUGGUGGGAGACACUGUGACAUUCUGCUCUGAGGGCUGCCAGGCCAUUGUGGACACAGGGACUUCCCUCAUCACUGGCCCUUCCCACAAGAUCAAGCAGCUGCAGGAGGCCAUUGGGGCGGCGCCCAUGGAUGGAGAGUACACCGUGGAGUGUGCCAACCUCAAUGACAUGCCAGAUAUCACUUUCAUCAUCAACGGCGUCUCCUACACCCUCAGCCCAACUGCCUACACGCUGCUGGACUUUGUGGAUGGAAUGAAGUUGUGCAGCAGUGGCUUUCAAGGACUCGACAUCCAGCCUCCAGCCGGGCCUCUCUGGAUCCUGGGCGAUGUCUUCAUUCGGCAGUUUUACUCAGUCUUUGAUCGUGGAAAUAACCGCGUGGGGCUCGCCCCAGCAGUCCCUUGAGCAGGGCUCGGUGUCUCGGCCUGUCUACCUGGCAACCCCCGGGCCUGUGAGGUUAGGGCAUUCUCUACACCUGUCAGCAGGGCCUUUCCCACAGAAAACAGUUGUUCCCAGAAUUGCAACUUGAAUUAGGACAAAUGGAGCAUGAGAGCACACACACAC